Nycticebus coucang (slow loris) is the source of this 19946-nucleotide messenger RNA. RefSeq names its product adrenoceptor alpha 1A (gene ADRA1A). Lineage: Eukaryota; Metazoa; Chordata; Mammalia; Primates; Lorisidae. The record is from RefSeq and is a predicted model, not a curated record. The coding region runs from base 2658 to 4064 and encodes 468 amino acids. Gene Ontology annotation, molecular function: alpha1-adrenergic receptor activity. Gene Ontology annotation, biological process: regulation of vasoconstriction; positive regulation of cytosolic calcium ion concentration; regulation of cardiac muscle contraction. The transcript has 3 exons. Gene Ontology annotation, cellular component: membrane.
UUUCUUAUGAAAACUGACCAAAAAUGUGUGAUACUUUAAAAAUAAUACACCAUGUGAGAAAUUGCUGUGAGAUCACCAUGCUUUUCAAAUUCAUUUGUCUAAAGGAAAGAGAGGAGGGUCAUAUUUAUCAAGGUUUAGCUAUGCUCACUUCAUCUUCCUAGAAAUACAUUUUUAUUAUAAUCAGAUUUAUCAAAUGUCAUCCGCUUUUACUUGCUUUUCAAAACAUCAGCAAAUAAGAUAAUUUAUCUGCAUAUUUGGCAUCAUAAUGUGAUCGAUAUGCUCCUUGAUUUUAACAAAACAUGGACCAAGUAAUCAAAUCAAGUUCAAAGUAACUUUAUACACAUAGAGUAUUUUUUGGAACACGCCCUACACAGCAACGUCUGGCAAAGGUGUCAAUUUUUGUUUUUAAAAUCAGAUCAAUUUAAGCAGUUAUUUACUACAAAUGACUCUAAGAUUCUCUCUCUCUCUCUCUCUCUCUCUCACACACACACACACACACAUACACACAAACACACACACACAUACACACAAACACACUCUCUCUCUCUUUUUAAAAAGAAAAGGGAAAACCCAACCCUCUCUGGGCAUGAGGGAAAAAUACAGUUGUAGGCGUCCGCGCUGUGCCGGUUGCGGCAGAGAAAUACGGUAACAGCAGGAGAUUACAGUAUUGGCUGGGCCACUGCCUGUGUUACGUCAGCGAGGGCUGCAAAGUUCCUUGCCAUUCUUUUCUGGUGCCGGGGAGCUGAAUAUUAAAAGGGUGAUUGUACAGUAAUCGGUCCUCUGUAUUUUUUUCUUUCCUAUUUUCACUCUUUAUUUUAAAAUAUCCAGGUAAAACGUUAACAAGCCAGAGCUGAAAGACACCAGUGGUGGAGGGGUGAGUCAGCUGGUGCAAAAGAAGAGGAUUUGGUUCCAGGGAGAGACGGUCCCCUCUCCCCUUCUGCAGUCCUCGGACUGAAGCCGGGUCUGCUCUUCCUCCGCAUGCUGCGGGUGGCUCCGCAUCUGCGCUUCAGGUGAGUGCGCAGAGGCAGCGGGGACCGGGUGCGGGGUGCGGGCAUCCAGCCGGGGGUGGGUGGGUGAGAGCAGACUUUCCCCUCCUCCUGGUGAGGUGAACCCCCCACUUCAUCCAGGCAUCUCUCACUUUUGUCCUCUAGGUUUCAUACCCGCGCCCCUACCCCACCGGAUUUCCCUCUGGGAAGUUACCAUAUAGUUAACAAGUGUCUGUUUAACCCCAGCAGACAGCUCGAGGUAGGCUAGGGUGGGUUUCUGCAAUGGCACGUUUCCUACAACCUGUGAGGUCUUGAACUUGGGAUUUUCACAAUAGCCUUUGCAGCGGGGUCCCCGCCGUAGGGCCCAAUCCUGGAAGUCAAGGUGGGCACGUCCCCACGCCCCGCACUCCUGCCCCAGUCCCGACAGUGGGUUUUGGGGUGGAAACCUUGGCUUCUUACGCAGAUAGUGGCGCCCCAGCCUAGAAAAUGCGGGGCAUCCCGUGUCCGCUGGCAUGCUGGCUUAAUGUUCACGCCUGCAAAAUCCGCAUUGACUGUCGCUUGCAAAGCCCCUUCUGCAGAGCAGUGCCCUCCCCUCCCCGUUCCCCAGCAGUCCGGCUGUAACUUGCCCCUUGAGCCCCUUUGGGAGGUGGACACCGUGGCUUGGAAAGGAAUCUUGGACAGACUUGGGUCGCGUUCAGCCCUCAGGUCCCUCCAGGCUUUGCUUGGGUCCUGGUUCUCAGUUCUCUUGGCUGGUGGACAGACCCGCGCGCUCUGCACACCCAAGUGCAAAUUCCUCAGGCGUGAGCGCGAGAGUGCGCGUGGCGCUGUCCCUGCGGUGCCCGGGUCGCUGCGGUUCCCUCUCCCAGGCUGCCCCCUCCAGGUGACUGUGAGGCAACCUGUUCAAAUGGCAACCGAGUAGAUCCCCGGAUUCCACAGGCGUGGCUCCGUGGGACACACAUGCCAGCCUCAGUCGCGCCUCCCGGGGCUUUGCGGAUUUUAAUUUUUCGGUGGACGCGGUCAAAGGACGCUCCGCUCUUGCAAUGGGUCUCGGCAAACAUUUCACGCCGGUGUCUCCUGGCCGGUGCGCCUAAAAGCUGAAGUUAGCGCGAGCCCUCGGUGGGGCAGCCAAAACUGCGGAGCAGCGCCCAGAUACCGAGGGUCCCUGCCUUUGAACGCCGACGGCUGAUCUCUACUUGGCAGUGGUUUGGGGAGAAUCUGGAGCUGGAUUUUUAAAUUCUAAAAGAAUUCCAAACUAUGUGCAGAAUACUGAAUCUCCUCUCCACCAGGACGAAUCAGACAGGGCAGAACAGUGGACUCCCAUAAUUCUGGAAUUGCAUUUUGCAACGUGUCUCUUUGACCUUCUCGCCCAGUCUCGGUUGGGGAGGGUGGCAGUUGGGGUACGGGGCCAAGCAGCAGGCGGAGACGCUCCCUGGGCAGGCCCUCGCGCCCCCGGCCAUGUCUCCUUUCACGCGCUGCCCCUCAGCGCGGCCUUCUGAGUGUUCCCAGGACGGGGCAGGGUUGUUCCCCACCCGUGCGCACUCUCUCGCCCCCAGCCAAGCCCAGCUGGCAGAGAUCCCUCAGACCGAGAAUUUCUGAUUCCCUCGCUCCCGCCUCCGCCCCCGCCCGGGGGUGGCCCUGGAGAGCCGGACCUCGCCGGUGGGGACCGGGACCAUGGUGUUUCUCUCGGGAAAUACUUCUGACAGCUCCAACUGCACCCACCCGCCGGCACCGGUGAACAUUUCCAAGGCCAUCCUUCUCGGGGUGAUCUUGGGGGGGCUCAUUCUUUUCGGGGUGCUGGGGAACAUCCUGGUGAUCCUGUCCGUGGCCUGUCACCGGCAUCUGCACUCGGUCACUCACUACUACAUCGUCAACCUGGCGGUGGCCGACCUGCUGCUCACCUCCACGGUACUUCCCUUCUCCGCCAUCUUCGAGGUCCUGGGCUACUGGGCCUUCGGCAGGGUGUUCUGCAACGUCUGGGCGGCGGUGGACGUGCUAUGCUGUACCGCGUCCAUCAUGGGCCUCUGCAUCAUCUCCAUCGACCGCUACAUCGGCGUGAGCUACCCGCUGCGCUACCCGGCCAUCGUCACCCCGAGGAGGGGCGUCAUGGCUCUGCUCUGCGUCUGGGCGCUGUCCCUGGUCAUCUCCAUCGGGCCCCUGUUUGGCUGGAGGCAGCCGGCCCCCGAGGACGAGACCGUCUGCCAGAUCAACGAGGAGCCGGGCUACGUGCUGUUCUCCGCGCUGGGCUCCUUCUACGUGCCGCUGAUCAUCAUCCUGGUCAUGUACUGCCGGGUCUACGUGGUGGCCAAGAGGGAGAGCCGGGGCCUCAAGUCCGGCCUUAAGACCGACAAGUCGGACUCGGAGCAAGUGACGCUCCGCAUCCAUCGGAAAAACGCCCCCGCGGGCGGCAGCGGCGCGCCCAGCGCCAAGAACAAGACGCACUUCUCGGUGAGGCUGCUCAAGUUUUCCCGGGAGAAAAAAGCCGCCAAGACGCUGGGCAUCGUGGUCGGCUGCUUCGUCCUCUGCUGGCUGCCUUUUUUCCUAGUGAUGCCCAUUGGGUCUUUCUUCCCCGAUUUCAAGCCCUCGGAAACAGUUUUUAAAAUAGUAUUUUGGCUCGGUUACUUAAACAGCUGCAUCAAUCCCAUCAUAUACCCGUGCUCCAGUCAAGAGUUCAAAAAAGCCUUUCAGAACGUCCUGAGGAUCCAGUGUCUCCGCAGGAAGCAGUCUACGAAACACACCCAAGGCUACACCCUCCACGCGCCCAGCCAUGCCCAUGCCGUGGAGAGGCAGCAUAAGGACACGGUGCGUCUCCCCGUGGGAUCGGGAGAGACCUUCUACAGGAUCUCCAAGACCGAUGGGGUCUGUGAAUGGAAACUUUUCUCUUCCAUGCCCCGUGGAUCUGCCAGGAUUACAGUACCCAAAGACCAAUCCGCCUGCACCACAGCCCGGGUGAGAAGCAAAAGCUUUCUGCAGGUCUGCUGCUGUAUGGGGCCCUCCACCCCCAGCCUUGGAGAGAACCACCAAGUUCCAACCAUUAAGGUCCACACCAUCUCCCUCAGUGAAAAUGGGGAGGAAGUCUAGGGCAGGGAAGGUGCAGAGGAAGGGGGGACGAUCUUAGGUGCCUACCCCACUUCCUACUUGGAAGGCCAGCUCAUUCUCCAGGAGGGCAAGACAGGGCCACCAAACAAGGGGACCUUCUGGGACUGGGGUAGGGGAGGAGACCCAGCUCAUCGGCCACCUGGCAGGGUGCAGGGAAGAGGGAGGAUGUUUUGCAACUGAUGGGUUGAGAAAGAUGCUGGACAGUAUCCCCCUGCAGCGAAUGCCCUCACAGUCAUCCUCUCAGCCAACUGAGAUGAAAACCACCAUGGGAAACAGAAUUUCAUGUACAACCCAAAAGACUAUAAAUAUAGGAUUAUGAUUUCAUCAUGAAUAUUUUGAGCUUGCCCUCUAAGUUGGGAGUUAUUUCUUGAUGGAAGUAAGGGGAUUUUAUUUUCAGGCUAAAUGUACUGACAGCCACGGUUGACAUUUAUGGGGAGAGGGCCUAGAGAGGAAGAGCUUUAAGAUGGUGGCCAAGAUCCAGGCGCUUUAUUUUUAGAGCAAGUUUUAAGACUCCACCACUUCCGAUGCAGCCAGUGUCUUGGCUUGGGUGAAACUGGACAGUGACAAGAUUUACCUUUUGCUGCACUUGGACUGGAUACUGCCCCUUUUCUUCUAAAGACUAGAGUGAGUGGCACUCAUAAUAUCUCAGAGUGUAACAGAGGCACAUUCUGUGCUCUUGGGUCUUGAGAGUGUUCAAAGACCUCGUCAAAGAGAAUAUGGCUUUUCCCAAGGAAAGACAGCAGACAUAAGAGUUGUUCGGUUUUUGUUUUUGUUUUCAAUUCAACUACUAGGGACAAAAUCCAUUAAACAGUUCCAAGAUCAAAUGAAGGAAGGCUUCUUCCCAUAACAUAUUUAAAAAUCAAGAGUUUGGGGUGGGAUGGGUGUUAAUUUCAUGGUAAGAUGCAACCUGCCAACCUACCCUGGAGUCCUUUUGAUGUGGCUGAGGAGGGCCUUUCUUGGCAAAUCGCUUAUCUUUUCCAGCACUCUAUUGUGAAAAUCCAACACUAAUAUUUUGAAAGGCAAAAUAUUGACUUCCGCUUCAUCUCACCUGCUUUGCUGUUGCCUAAUGAAUGAGCUUUACCCGCGGCAUGUUGAAAUGAGCCUUCUGAUCCAAGUAUAUCCCCCCUGAACUCUGAAAAAUAUUGAUGCUUAGCUUUGGACAGAUACUGAUAGAUCACCAAAGAAUUGUCUAAAGCAGGCGUUUGCAACAUUUUUUGACAGAAACCUAUUUAUUCUGGAAAAAGAUCCGGUGGUCCACUCAACUUCAUCUAUUCCCGCGUUCCAUAGGAAACAUGCUAUUUUUGCUUUAUGUAUACCAAAUUUUGGUAAACCUCAAUAACUCAGUACAAGUUGAGUAUCUCUUAUCCAAAAUACUUGGGACCAGAAGUGUGUCAAAUUUUGGAAUAUUUGCAUAUACAUAAUGAGAUAUCUUGGGGAUGAGACCCAAGACUAAACAUCCAAUUUAUUUAUGUUUUAUCUAUGCCUUAGACACAUAGUUUGAAAGUAAUUUUAUAAAAUAUUUUAAUAGUUUUAUGCACGAAAGAAGGUUUGGUUGAUUUUGACUGCAACCUGUCACAAGCAAUCAUGUGUGGAAUGUUCUAUUUGUGGCAUCAUCUUGGCACUGCUUCAGAUUUUAGAGAAUUUCAGAUUUUCAGAUUAGGGAUGCUCAACCUGUAUGUUACUAAUGAUGAAGAUGGUAACUGCAUGUCAAAAUUAAAAUAUGCCUAUUAUUCCACAGCCUAUCAUUCCACAAGAAGAAUUUAAAAUAGUAUUUAUGUUUUUGGAAUAAUUCUUGAUAAGGAUCACUGAUAUAAAACAACUGGCCAUUUCCAUGACCUCUUUCCCCUGCCUGGAUAAGUUCCUUUAAGAAUUUCAACUCAAAAUAGCCGGGCACUGUGGCGGGUACCUGUAGUCCCAGCUGCUCGGGAGGCUGAGGCAAGAGAAUCGCGGAAGCCCAGGAGUUAGAGGUUGCUGUGAGCCGUGUGACGCCACGGCACUCUACCCAAGGGCGGUACAGUGAGACUCUGUCUCUACAAAAAAAAAAAAAAGAAUUUCAACUCAGGCUGUAGCUGUUAUGUAACCUUUACAGCAAAGGUAGAUGCCUCCACCUGUCUUUCUUCUUUCCCUUGCAGCAAGAUGACAAUUUCCUUAAAUCCUUCUAAAAGGCAAGUCUCCUUUCACGUUGCAAUGGAGAGUGUGUGUGCAUGUGGAAUUGGGUCUUGUCACUGGUUGCACUGGAGCCUUGAAUAUGACUGUUUUCUCAGUCUUUUUCUACAGAGCGUCUUCUCUUUGGCUAUACAGAUACACGCCCUUGUUUUCAGGACUUGGAUUCUGGCCUUUGGAUGUCGGCUGAAUUUUUAUGCUCUUCUGGUCUCUCUGCAUGUCCUAUAACAGCUCUGCCAGACAUGGGUAUCCUACCUAGCGGCUGGCACCUAGGAAGAACUUGAAUGUGCAAAGCUCACUUUUCUUCUGUCUUGCUAUGAAAAUUCCAUUUGAAAACAGCUUCUCCUAGGAUCUAAAUAAGAAAAUCACUCUUUGCCCUGCCUUCCCCCUUCCAAGAGCAUCGAGGGGAAGAAUGGUAAUAGUUUGAUAGUUUUUCUUCAGCAAAAUAAGGGUUCUGUGUUCGAGAUGAUCGUUAAACACCUUUACAGACAAAUUUAAAUGUCAAAUCUGGGAAAGUUUAGGAGCACCGCACAUCUGGCAGUUAUGCCACAUCUAAUCAAAAUAAACAACUUAGAAAAUCUUUUGGUCAUCCAAUAAAAGCCAUGACAAUUGUAUCUGUGUAAAACUAUCCGUAAAUAAUUGCCCCUGCCCUCUUCUCCAGCCCCCUCUCUCCAAGGAGGCAAACUUUUAGCUUUAUUUUUCUUUUUCCCAUAGCACGAUUAUUGGGUAUAAAUGUGACAGUUCUCCAAGUUGAUAUUUAUCGCCCGAAACUUCUCAAUGUGGGAUAAACAAUAUGAGAGUUGAGUUACUUUUCACCCGGCCACAAACAUCUCUGUACCUUGAACCAUGCCCAAAACUAUCUAAAAUGGUUGCAGCUAAACCAAUGAUUGUCAUAUUUAAACUCACACGUUUAGUGCUUCUAUUUGGAGUUUGAGGAAUUUACCCAGAGUGGCAGUAGUUAAAAUGUCUUCUCUAAUGUGUUACUAAAAGCAUUUGCUUUGGGCUUGUCUAAACAUCAUAAAAAUUAACGGAACACUAUGGGAUAGGCGAAAUCUUAGUUUAUUCUGCCAUUCAGACCGCAUGUAUUAAGAGAGAACUUGACUCUGAUUAUUCAAAGAUUUUCCUAGACUGUUGGCAAGGAUUUCAGAAAAGCAUUUUUCUGAUCACUGUUUUCUUCUCUUUGCCUCCCUCCGGUCUCACCCAAGACUGCUUUUGCUUGUAGUCACUCAGAAACAGUCUCCAAAACAGUCAGCCUUUUAACUCUCCCGUCCCCACUUAGAUUAGCCCAUCUCUGGCAGGCAGUAGCAUUUGGGUAAAUAAAUAUUCUCUUAAGACUUUUCUGUGUGCCAGGCAACUAUCUGCAGGGCAUUUUGCACCCAUUACUUUUAAAUCUCAUAGCAACUCUGCCCCUCCUACUUUAGAGAUAAAAAGCUGGUGGUUGAGGGUGGUGGUGCCUGUGGCUCAAGGAGUAGGGCACCAGCCCCAUAUACCAGAGGUGAUGGGUUCAAACCCGGCCCCAGUCAAAAACUGCAAGAAAAAAACAAAAAAUCUGAUGGUUGAGAGAGAUUAAGGACUUGCCAAAAACCAGGGAGAAAUCAUGAUUCAAACCUGAGUCUCCCUAACUCUAAGUCUUUGCAUUUUCCAUAGCCCCACUGCUUCAUAAAGAGCAGCGAUAAAAGUCCUCUAGUUUGGACUGGGUAUGCUGGAUACCAAACCAUUUCAUGUUUUAUUUCCUUGGGCUCUGUCUACAAGUUAACCUUGGUAAAGACACUGUCAUACCUCCAAUCCAGCCAAACUCAAGAGCAGGUCAUCCAGGGAAGGGUUUGGUGUCUGCAAUUCUAACCAUCGCACUGCACCAAUUUUUUUAGGGGAUAAUAGAUGUUAUUAAAACGUUCCAAAAGGGACAAAUUUUGCAAGUUGGGGGAAGAUGGGCACAUAAGGGAACGCACAAGAGGCUGCAGUAGCCAAGAACAGCAAAAGGCAAUUGAGGAAAUGAAAUAUACUGGAUGGUGUAUGGAAGUUGUUGAUCACCAACUCCUGUUAACACAGACGCUUUUAGGAAGUGCAUCCCUUUUAGAAAUGAAUGAGAAUAAAUACAGCAUCCCUCACUCUUUUGAGGGAGAGAGGUGAAUGGAUUCUAAGUAUUUAACCAGGAGAGAGUUUGUGAAGCAUGUGGACCUUAAGGAUGUCACUGUGGGGAAGGUGUUCAGAAUUCUGACCUCUGGGAGCUGGAGACUCAGGCAGUUUUUAAAAAUGAGAUGUCAGUUGGCAGUUGUGGCACUUUCCCAAGUGCAAGCUGUGCAUCCUGAGGGCCUUCCCCACCCCCUUCAUGUGCACCAGGACACAACCUUCUGGCCAGGAAGGUUUCAUGGUUAUGGCCUGGGAGUGAGGACCUUUUAGGAACUAUGCACUUGGGCAGGUAAUUGACCAGUCUUUAAUCAUCACUGCUUAAUCACAACUUAAUAAACUUUCUCAAUUGCUUCUGGGGAUGGCUCUCCUCAAAAAAGAAGCUGCCUCGGGCAGCACCUGUGGCUCAGUGAGUAGGGUGCCAGCCCCAUAUACCGAGGAUGGCAGGUUCAAACCCGGCCCCAGCCAAACUGCAACAAAAAAAUAGCUGGGCAUUGUGGCAGGUGCCUGUGGUCCCAGCGACUUGAGAGGCUGAGGCUAGAGAAUCACCUAAGCCCAAGAGCUGGAGGUUGCUGUGAGCUGUGACGCCAUGGCACUCUACUGAGGGUGACAAAGUGAGACUCUGUCUCUAAAAAAAAAAAAAAAACAACAAAAUAGAAGAAGCAGCUGCCCCUGCAUAUGAAUAGUUGUUGACUAAAUAAUUAAGGAAAGAGCUCCCCUGGUCAGCAAAAGGAGCCAAGGCAGAUGGAAGGUAAAUUCUCCAAGAAAAACUGGGGAAAAUACAGAGAAGACAGAGGCAGCAAAUAUGGAGACAUCAGAGGUCUGCUGGCUGGUUACUCUGAUCUCUUUUUACUCUACUAGGACUUUUAACCAUGAAACCACCUGAACACAGCUCCGGCCGAGCCCAUUUGGACCACUGCUUGCACCUGCUUUGUGUCCGCAGACUGUGCUGAGAGCAGGGCUGAGCCAGGCUGCGGUGGGGUCCACGAUCUUCAGAAAGCAAUGGCAGCUUCAGGAGUGAGUGGAGAUGACCAUUGUGUGGCCGGACCACCAAAAGCAAGUUAGGAUUUCAGCGGAGGACACGGGCACCUUGCCGAUGCUCCCACGGGGCAUAGCUCACUCACACUCCCCGGUCCCAAAUGCCACAAGGGUAGGGCUGAGGAUGAGGCCCCUGCUCUACGCAGGAAAACACCAUUUCUCCUUUGCUACUGCAGCUUGGAUUACUGGCUCUCCCACCUAAAAGGAAGGUUAUAAGGGUUAGGGAUAGGGCAAUGUUCAGGAGAGGGAGGCAGCUGUGGUUACCAACACCUUGCCGCACCGAUGAGUAGAGAACUUCCCCAAAGCUGCUCCCUCGUUUCAAAAGGCAGGGCAAUUGCCUUUCCUUCUCCUGUGGCUCAGGAGCUGUUACUUUGGUUUUUCCUCCAUAUCAUAUUCAGUGGAGCCCUGUGAUAAGCUGGAAAUGAUUAUUGCUAACGUAUGAAAAAUAGAGACUUGAUUAAGUAGGACAUCUAAGAGCACAUUUAUACCGUAUUUAGAGAAAAAAGGAAUGAAGGGCUGGCCCAAUACCUGGAUAUAGGGUAGGUGCAUUCAACUGUGGUAGAGAGGAGGCUAAGACAGAAACCCCAGCUCCAUGGCAAUAUUUCCACACUUGUCAUCUAACUUGUCUGGCCCAUGUCACUCUUGUGCAGUAGAAAGAGAAGGAAGAGAUUGGAGCAGGGGGAGUUUUAAGAAUUUCGUUGGAUUUCCUCAUAUGCAGCCUCCCCCUGCUUUAUCCAGGGCACCUCGAUGUCCCCAAGGUCCACUGCAUUUCUCAACACUGUUCCUUGUGUGUCUCACUUGUUCAUCUCUGACCGAUAAUUCCUGUUCCAUCUGCACCUUCUCGCCUGCCGCAGCUCUGCCGGGGCGGGGCCUUGCAGCUUCCUUCUGGGGCCACAUGUGUGCGUGUCAUUGCUUCUGGCAUUGGCUGAAAGAGUAGCACGUGUGAUCCUGUUCUUUCUCCCUAGAGAGGCAAGAGCCGUGUCAAGGAGGCUCUGGGUUUGCUCCACAGGGUGACCUGCAAUGAUCAUCACCUUAACAUCCUCAGAACACAGAGGUUCAAAGGGCGCUUGGGGAAUACUCCUUUCCCGUCAGCCUGGGGGUCACGGAUGGUCACCAGCAGCAAGUGACUUCUUCUGCCCUCGGCACUGGACUUGACACAAAAAGUACAGAGAGGCAUAGACAGUCAGUCUCCAGCUUCCAAGCUGAAUGGGUUGCAAGUUCAUCUGUUAAAAAGUCAAGAACGCACUUUUCUAAGAGGCAUUGUCAUACCUGGGGAAGGGAGGAUAGUCCCAGAUGAAGCAAACAAUAAAAGUCUGUGUAAUGUACAUGAGGAGUCUGCAAACCUUUUCUGUAGAUGGGUAGAGAGUAAAUAUUUUAGGCGUUGUGAACUAAAUGGCCUCUGCCACUUCUUCUUCUCCUCCUCCUUUCUUCUUUUACUUUUUCGGGAGGAAGAAGGCAACCCUCUAAAAAUGUAGAAAUCAUUCUUAGCUCAAAAAAGAAAAGAAAGGAAAGGUAAAGAAAAAGAGGCUGCAGGUCACACUCGGCGCAUGGGCCAUAGUUUGCCAUUCACGAUCUGUGCCAUCUCUAGAUGACAGGGCUAAGCAAUGGUUUCUGGUGUUCAACAUACAAGCAUCUUUUUUUUUUUUUUUUUUUUUGCAGUUUUGGCUGGGGCUGGGUUUGAACCCGCCCCCUCCAGCACAUGGGGCCAGCGCCCCACUCCUUUGAACCAUAGGAGCCGCCUUAGCGUCUUUUUUUAAUAUGCCAUGGACACAUCUCCACUUGGCUAAAUUAAUGUUUGCAGCCUGAAUGAGUUGUUAAAGUGGCAAGUUUAUAUUCAGGGUUAGGGCCUGCUCCACGCCUCGUUGUAAUUUCCUAAGCAGGUAUCGGAGAAGCAGGGAGUGCCCACUGUCCGUCCACUGUUGUCCCCUGUAGAACAGACAGCAGGAGCCCAGGAAAGACCACUGGGGUUUUCAGCAUUUUGCCUUCCUGAUAAAGUCCCCCAGAACAAUCUGGCUGCCUCUGAGGGUGGCAACAACAGAUAGAGGCCACUUGACCAAAGCCAACCUACAAUUCCUGCCAGAUUCUUGGAACCAGAUGAAGUGGAGGUCCCCAGAGGCCCCCAGGGACUUUGGAGGCCACACCUGACUCCUCGGGAAGUUGUCCAGACCAUGGUGUCCUGCACCGGGGCAUUUGAGGACCUGCUUGGGGCUCGCCAAGAGGAGUCAGGGGUACAAAAAGAGGUGCUAGAGGGGACAGGCACCUUCCAAGAAACAAAUAGAAGUUGAGUUUCCUCUCCUCCUCCUCCUUCUCCAUGUCUUUCUCCUUUUCCUGUUUUUUUCUUUAAGUCUGAAAUUGCCUAACUAGAAUAGAAAUGGUGUUACUAGGCAGAAAUGGAUUUAGCCAAAGCCACAUUUCCCUAAGCUUGGUCCAUUCCCCCAGACUGAGAAGCUUCAACAAUCAGAAUUUAUUGCCUCAUAGUUGAGAGGCUGGAAGUUCAAGAUCAAGGUGUUGGCUGGUUGCUUCUUCCAAGGUCUUUUUCCUUUGCUUAUGGACGUCCAUCUUCUCCCUGGGUCAUCACAUGACCUUUGUCCGUGUCUGUCUUUGUCCUGACCUCCUUAGUAAGGACCCCUGUCAUAUAGAUUAGGCCCCACCCUCAUAAUCUUAUUUAACCUUAGUCAUCUCUUUAAAGGCCACAUCUCCAAAUAAAGUCACAUUCUAAGGUACUGGGGAUUAGGGCUUCAACAUAGGAAUUUUGGGAGGACCUAUAAGAAUUCUUCCUUCACUCUCUCCAGAAUUCUUUCCCCAGAUCAAAAGUUCAUGUUGGCCCUUCCAGAUCAUCACGGUUCUUUUCCAAGUUCUUACAGCAAUUGUCCAUGAAUUAUAGUCAGAAACUAAUUCUAUACUUGAUUGUGAUCUUUCUGUUGUUUUAAUAUCUACAUCUAAGGACUUUAGAGCAGACCUUAUAUACACUGUACUUGUAUAAGUUCUGUCCUCUCUACUAGGUGGAAACUUCUGAAUGGCAGGAACAGCCUGUCAUUCAGUGUGCCCCAUGGCAGUGCUCCAGCCCCCAAGGCUUGUGUCCCCUCCUGAGCAGGCAGAGAGAGGGGAGCAGAGUAGAAUGGGUGAUAAGAUCCAACCAUGCGCUGUAGACAGGGGCCAGAGAACAGGUCCACAGGGACUUGGGAACAUCAGAAGACUGACCCAGGAGGGCUCAGGUGGGUGACCCUGGGGUUUCUGAAAAGUUGCUGUCAGAUCCUAGUUCAAGUUACAGAGUAUAGCAAUGGAGAACCCCAGGAUAGCAGCCAUCUCGAGUCAGGCAGGCACAUGUCACCUUAGAGACAUCUACACCCAAGAAAACAGAGCCUGUCACGACCUGAGACAGACCCUAGACUCAAGGAUGGUGAGGCAAAACAAGAUGGGGCCAAGAACCAAUGGCAGAGCCCAAUCCUGAGAACCGGGUUGUCGAGGACCCCUUGGGAGCCCUGUGGUUAUGCCAGGACACAGCCCAGCAAUAGGUGAGUUAAGGGUAUUUCAAUGCUGUCUGCUCUAUAUCAGGAUUUGUUUUAGAAGAUGGGUACCAAAGAGCCUCCAGGUAGCUCAGGCAGCUGUCAGUGGGCACUCCCCAUUCCCCACUCAGGCUAUUCUGUCUCAGCCCAAGAAAGACAGAGAACAGGAGAGGAUGUGGCACUGGGUUGGCAUGACAGUAUAGCCAGCUCCUCCCUGCCAACAAGCAUCUUAAUUCGGGCCUUCUGCAGCCCCCUCCCACCACCUGCCCAAGCCUCCAGUGCCUCAGGGAGACAGACCCGCUGCCCUGUCUGCAUGGUCUUAGAUCUUGGCCUGCCCACCUUGCUCCCCUUGCAAAAUUCUAUUCAUUUCUGUUUCAUCAACCCAUCCAAGCCCCUUAUAUAGACAAGUGUAGGGCCCUGUGGUGCUUCUCUGACAGCCGUAGACUGAUGUCUUCUUCCCUGCCUCCUGCUGAGACGCAGAGCAUUUACCCUCAUUUGGAAGAAUCAGGGCUGCAUGGCACGGGCUGUUGUGUUUUCUGGGCAUGAGAUGAUACUGCUUUGGUUCCCCGUCCCCCUGCCCUCUCCCUGGGGACUCUCACAUUGGAACUUUUUCUGGUCCCACAAUAUCAAUCAUAGUGAAACAUCCUGUCAUCUAGAGCAAUGUGAUUCACCAGCUUCAGUUCAAUCUGGCAAUGACAGGGGGGGAAAACCACCCCAGAGCCUACAAAAGUAUUUGGUGUCUGUGUGCCAAAAGCCAUCUAAAAACAGACUUGAAUAAGUGUAGCAGUGGUGUACUGAUUUGUCUUUAAAAAUCGUCUUUCUUUCCCGCUCUGGUCUCUAUUCCUUGGGCUAAACCCAGUCUUAUCUUUCCUAAUGAAAAGGGUUCAGCUCACGGAAGUCUCUAGAGUUGGGAGGCUCGUGGCCCCCAUUAAGCAGAAGCUGAGCAUCAAGGAGAGGACUUCUUGUCCCCACACAGCCACCCUGACUCAGUCCCUGUGUCAUAACAGCAUUAAUGGCCAUUGUAAAGAGCAGAGAUGGAGGGGACAGUGAUGGAUGGCCAGAAGAAGGAGCUGCCUGAAUUGGCAAACAAGAACACCCACUUACAAUCUGACAUUAAAACCCACACAUACCAAGUAUUUUUAAGAGCAAAACAAGCAAACAUUAUAAAUAUUUGCAUAACAAUUUAUUGCUAGCUUUACAACAGACUUUUUUUUAAAGAGUAAAACCUCGAGGAGAAAGCAAUCCAGUGAAAAGUGAGGUCGCUGUUCUGCUGUCACCUCUACUCCCAGCACAGCGCCUGACCUCCCAUCUCCCAUCACACGCAUCCCUGAUACCUAAAUUUCGACAAGAGAGUGCAGACGUUCUGCAACAGAAAUUUUGCUGUAGCAUUGAAAGCCCGAAUCAAAACAACAUGCUUUCUUCAUCAGAUGUGAAGGAAAACAGCUAUUUUUAAUCUCUGGAUAUAACAAGUCACAAGCCAGUCACUUUCCAGAAUUAACACAGAAACUCAACCCCCUAUUGCAGACCAAGAAAUGAUUUUGCUCACGGAUACGUGAUGGGGUUUAUGCAGAGAUAAAGUUUAAAUAGCACCCUACCAGGGCCUGCUAAACAACAAUGACAACAAUAAUAAAAAAAUAGCUGGCGUCGUUGUGGGCACCUGUAGUCCCAGCUACUUGGGAGGCUGAGGCAAGAGAAUUGCGUAAGACCAAGAGUUUGGAGUUGCUGUGAGCUGUGAUGCUACAGCAUUUUACUGAGGAAGACAUAGUGAGAUGGUCUCAAAAAAAAAAAAAAAAGAAUGAAAGAAAAGAAAACUUUAAUCAUGUCUUUUCACAGUAACUUGUUAAAAUGAUCAUUUGUCUAAAGUAUUAAAACAGCUAUAAUAGAAAAGUAACUGAAUUUUAUUAAACCUAGUACACUCUUGUCUUUUUGUCCUUGAGAGUCAGGUCCUUGAGAAUAUAAAAUUCAAAGAAAAAUAAAAGUUUAAAUAGCAAACCUUAUAUUUCCAGAGCAGCUACCUCUGCACACUUGGGUAAAGUGUAAGAUUUGGCGGUUGCAUUACAAAAUAAAUAUUUUCACAGGGAACCAAUACAAUGUCACAAGUCUAAGAAAGAGAGAGGGAAAAGUCUGUAGAGAGCUUGGGGAAAAGAGAAAGACUGGGCCACGUAGAGCUCACAGCUACCUUUUCUUGGCAUUCCCUGAGCUUGCUGAACCUGACCUUCCCAACCCCACCCUGCAGUCCACGAUUAGAAGGGGACCUAGAAGGAUCUUGAAAGUGGUGUUGUGGGAACAGCAGCAUACUGGGACUCCCAGGCCUGGGCUUCCUGGACGUCCCCAUCUCUGUUUCUACCUUGUGACCGUGACCAAGUCAUUUCACCUCUCUUGACUCAUUUUCCUCACUUGUGAAAUGGGGUGAGCAGAUGAAACAGUGUACUUGAAAACGCCUCGUGAGCUGGUGAAACGUGCAUCACAGCAGGCCCCCAGCAAACCAGCACCCUUAGCCCACCUUCAUUUCCCCUUCGAAUGCUAAAUAAGAUAUCACUGUGAAUGAGAUCGCCUUGAGGGUGUCUUCGAGCCCUGAACACUCUUCUUGCAGGGGAAGAGAGAGUAAGAUCAGUCCUUUGCUCUCCUUUACUCUUCUUCCUACUUCAGGUUUACGUUGUCAGGAGUUGGUCCUCACCAGCGAAAGACCCUGGGUUCUCUUCAAUUAGAAACCAAAUCGUCACAGGUCAGGCGCAAUGGCUCACACCUACAAUCCUAGCACUCUGGGAGGCUAAGUCAGGAGGACUGAUUGAGCUCAGGAGUUUGAGACCAGCCUAAGGAAGAGCGAGACCCGGUCUCUACUAAAAAUAGAAAAAGUAGUCAGGUGUUGUGGCAGGCACCUGUAGUCCCAGCUACUUGGGAGACUGAGGAAGGAAGAAGGCUUGAGCCCAGGAGUUUGAAGUUGCUGUGAGCUGGGCACUCCAGCCUGGGCAACAGAGUGAGACUCUGUAAAAAACAAAAAAAGGAAGGAAAAGAAAAGAAAGGAAUUCAUGAAGCAAGUGGCAUGCCAACGCUUUGUGCUAUCUUCCUAAAUUCCAGGUGGGGGGGCCCCAAAUUCCAACCUCCAGUUAGUCCCACAUUGUACUUCUUUCUUCGGGUUGGAAAUAUCCUGGGAAUUUUAACUUUCAAAAGUCAGGCUAACUAUACUGCUUUGAAGAUUUCUGGUACCUCACUCUCAGGAUUCUCAACAGCCUAGAACAAGGGGGUCUGUUGCGUGCUGGUAUCUGUGAUCGCUCCUGCACAGCGGACUCACGGGACAAUAGGAAGUAUUUGAACUUAUCAUGGCUGUUCUGUGACGACACCACAUAAAAUGCAGUCGUUCUAGAACAGGCGUAUGUGUGCAUUUAUAUGGUCCAGUAAUGCUAUGAGAAAGAGAAUUAACUGUGACUACUGAAAGAAGGGACAGCAUUUGAAGCAAAGCCUGGUUUUUUGGGUUUUUUUAACCUUGGGUUUUAAAUCAUCUAAAGAAGCAGGGCUGAGCAGCUCUUGGCCCAAGCAGCUGUCAGGACUAAAUGUUUACAAAGCAAAAAGCAAAUUCCCAAUCAUGUGCAGAGGCGGUUGUGAUUUCACUGGGAAUUGAGAUCCAUCUCCUGGAAGCUUCAGGUCACAGUUUCCGUUCUCAUUUUAAGUUUGACCACAGUCUAGGCAUUUCUGUUGACCCCUUUAAAUUGUCUCUGGGACCCCCCCUGUACAGGUGGCUUCCCCGGAGAGGACCAGACUGCAAACUCAGCUCACCACGACUCAGGCUGAUGGGGGCGGUCACCCUACUGGGAGGCAGCAUCUGUCAGGGAAGUUGCCACCAUCUCCCUGCCAAAUGGUCUCUUGUGACUCAGAAUCUCAAACUUGUUUUAAACAGAGGGGAAAAGUCACUUUCCGGGACGAGGUUCUUGGCCCAACCCUGUUUUGUAUAAACACAGUCUACAGCUAUUUUGGUCUUCUGGAUUUUGAGAAGCAGCCACUAAGUUGUGGCAAGGGUGACCAGACUGGUGUGGGCCCAAAUUAAAAAGGAAAGAGUUUUGUUCUUUGGGUGCUGGGAGAAAGAAAACCAAAAGCAUCAUCUCACAGGGUGCUGGUCUGGCCCGGGGGAAAUAGGGUGGGCCUCACUUCAAUAGGAGUCAGCUCUGUCAUAGUCUGAACUUGCAGAAAUGGACACAUUGGGUUUGGAGGAAGAAUUUUUACUCUACAAAAGGAUAACAUUUUGAUCGUGCUGAUACACGAUGCUUAGGAUAUUAAAAGUAUGUGAUUCAUUGAUGGUUGGUCCACCUAGUGUUCGAAGGGCACACACACUCAUCGCUUGAAGCCAGCUUCUUGUCCAUAACUGCUGUCUUUGUGGCCCAGUGAAGGGGGCAUGCAGCCCACCACUUUCCCAGCUACUCGCUGUCUUUGGAAGUCCCCUUGGGAGCUUGUGAGUCUUGCCUGUUAUCUGGAUUUACUUCCUCAUCAAACAGCCAUCUGUCUGAGGCUCAAAUCUAACAUGUUUACUGCUGACCUUAAGGAGUGAUCGUGAAUGCAAAAAGAAAAAGGUUAACAGGUGUACGGGGCAAAUAAUUCAGUUUUUGGAAAUCAGCUUAGUAUUCCACCCUACCUCUUGCAUUCUUAAAAGUUAAACACUUUUGACUCAUAAAAGUUGGUGUCCCUCAAAUAAUAGCACAUCCAUAGAAGACUACACUGCAAAACAAAAUCCUCUUCUUCCAAAGGCUGCUGUGGUCCCCUCUGCUCUCUCAUUCCCUUCUCUAUCCUGUGAUAUUCAGUGAGGGCUGACCGUGCUCCAGGGUCAAGUGCAGCGGGUGGAGAGUAGCAAGGGUGAGACGCAGGUCUUGGCCUCAAAACACUUGUGUUGUGCAGACAGUGCCAUGGGAACUUGAUGGAGGGCGCCCAGCAAGCCCAAGGUCAGGCUUCUCAAAACUGGGGAGCUCUACAAUGGAUUCUGGAGGACAAACAGUGUGGGAAACAGAAGGAGUUUUCUGGGCAAGAAAAGAAAGAGUCCGUGCAAAAGCCCAGGGGCUAGUGAACCUCAGGGCUGUGCUAGGCUUGCUGUCUCCUCCCGCCCGGCAGGGCACAGGGAAAUCAGCUUUGCUUAUUGCGGUGUCCACUUGGCUCUCUGCAAACACCCAUUUCCCAAGUCUCCCCACCUCCCGUCCCCAGCAAACCAUACAUCUGCUUUUAUUCUCAUUUUCUUCUUAAGCCAAGGAAGAGCUCCCUUGAAGGGUCAGUCCAUGCUGAGUUCAGGGGCUUUCCUGACAGAGCUACCGUUGUUUGGCUUGGCUGUAAAUCUCAAGGCCUUGGUUUCCCAGCUGCCUGAUUCUCUUUGUUCUGAAGGCUUAGCGCAGCAUUACAGUGGAAUAAUUACACAGGAAAACAAAAAGAAGGAGGUCCGUUUCCUUCUCUUCAUACGAGUAAUUAUUGGCUCGGGCAUGAAGUGGCUAAUCCGUAAGAAUAACCUAAUGCUUCGGAUGUCUAAACAAACAAAUCUUUUAUCAGGCAAGUUAGGGUUAUUAUAAAUCGAGGAAUUGGUUUUUAGCACAAAGAAAACAUUAUGCAAUAUGUUUUAAAAGAAAAAUGCAGAAAAUAAUUGAAUCCCCACAAUCCCCCUAAGACUGGCUAUCACACCAUCAGAGGGUGGACAUCUGGCCUGGGGGAAAUAGGGUGGGCCUCACUUUCGUAGGAGCCAGCUCUGUCAAAGUCUGAACUUGCAGAUCAGGGCACACAAUUAGGGAAGGGCCCCCGAUAGUAUAUUCCAAACCCAACAUGGUAGAGGUGGUGAAGGAAAUGGAAGAAAAAGGGAAGAACUUACCCACCCUUUUGCGAUCAACCAGCAAUUAGGAAGGACUUAGCGGGGCUAAGAAAGACAAAUUCGGAGGUUCAUUGCGCCUGUGAAAUUAAAAUUGUAUUUUUAGUACAUAAAGCUGAUGCCAUUUAACCAUGAACCCCACGUGACACUUCCCAGCUCGCUGCAGCUUUUCUGCUUAUUUCCCUGUUAGGUCUGCUCAAAAUACAAACUCUAUGUUGCCUUGUUGCCAGAGAAGCAAGUGUGGGCUGACUGGCUGAUUGAAGCUGCUAUGGGUCUUCCUAUAUAACCUUUACAUUUGUUGUGACAAAGAAGAUCCCUGUAAGGAACAACUUCUAACCGUGCAGUGUUUGUGAACCAUGCCUGCCUUCUCCAGGUUUGGUAUUUGGUUGACUGCGUUGACGAUCUCAUUACCUUUCCUUCGACGUUACAAAAAAAAGUUAAUUGGAAUCACGCUGAGAGUUUGGUAUCCGCUCAGUGCUGUAGAAGGGAGCACCUGCCCCUGUGUCUGAUUAAUACGUUAUGUGAAUCAUUAUACUUGAAUUUGCUGCAGCGUUUUGUAGUGAUGCAUAAAUCCAGCAUGCAGGCUGACUGCAGUGGCUUCAAAGCAUUUAAUUCCUUUUAAAUGGACUCAGUAUCCUUGGAAUGUGCUGUGUACGUGUUUUCUGAAUUUUCUAAAUGCCACUGUGACAGGUCCAUUUGUGUAUGACGCGAUGUGGUGAACCAUCAUGUUGGUUUAACGGGAUUUUCUUUUGAAGAAAAGGAAUGUACAUAUUACUGCAAAUGAAUAAAUUAUUGAAAAUGUACGGAUCAUGCCCACGGCUAAAAAUGAAUUUAUUUGUUUAAUAAAGUGACUGUUCAAAUUAUAAGACUGUAUAUGGUGCUUAUCAAUAUGGAUGCCCUAUCUGUAAGGGUGGCGUGAUAUGGAUGUGUGUUCUCUAACAAAAUAGUUCAAAGCACUUUCUGUAAACACACAACCCCCUAGUUCUUCAAUCAUGGUGUGUUGUUGAUAUGUGUCUUGAGAAAUGGAGUGGAUAGUUACGCCCAGGACAGUUGGUGUCUUCUGCUGGCUCAAUAGGGUAGGUUGCCAUGGACUAUGGUAUAUAGGUUGGUUGGCCUUUUUCAAGACACAGGCAAGGAUCAGAAUACAAUUGGAUCAUCAGGGGUAGAGCCAAGUAGCACAGGGAGGUGGUAGUGGAAGGU